Messenger RNA from Panicum hallii, 1278 nucleotides. RefSeq names its product protein transport protein SEC13 homolog B-like. Gene Ontology annotation, biological process: protein import into nucleus; COPII-coated vesicle budding. The transcript has 2 exons. Lineage: Eukaryota; Viridiplantae; Streptophyta; Magnoliopsida; Poales; Poaceae. Gene Ontology annotation, cellular component: nuclear pore outer ring; COPII vesicle coat. Gene Ontology annotation, molecular function: structural molecule activity; protein binding. The record is from RefSeq and is a predicted model, not a curated record. The coding region runs from base 203 to 1120 and encodes 305 amino acids.
CCCAGCCCAUAUAGACCGAGGAGGCGACGACAAGUUGGGUGGGGUGCUCGCCGUCGUCGCCUGUUUCUUUCCGCCGCGGCGGCCGCAGCGGCGAUCUCCAUCUCGGCCUCGCUCCUCCAGUCCUCCUCGUCCCCUCCGUCCGCGGGAGUCUAACGUGGCCAACACCAAAGAGUUGGUUGUCGUGUCUUCAAGCUGAGGAACAAUGCCGCCCCAUAAGAUUGAGACUGGGCAUCAAGAUGUGGUGCAUGAUAUCGCCAUGGAUUACUACGGGAAGCGUCUUGCUACAGCCUCCUCUGACAAUACGAUAAAGAUCAUUGGCAUAAGUGGCACGUCGCAUCAGCAGCUUGCAACUUUGAGUGGACACCAGGGCCCAGUUUGGCAAGUUGCAUGGGCACAUCCUAAGUUUGGUUCCAUGCUUGCAUCCUGCAGCUAUGAUGGCCAGGUUAUCAUCUGGAAAGAAGGGAGCAAGCCCGACGAAUGGGCACAGGUGCACACCUUUGUUGAGCACAAGUCCUCAGUGAAUUCCAUCGCAUGGGCACCUCACGAGCUGGGUCUCAGCUUGGCCUGUGGUUCAUCUGAUGGGAACAUUUCAGUCUUCACUGCUCGUUCUGAUGGAGGUUGGGACACGACUCGCAUUGAUCAGGCGCAUCCAGUAGGAGUGACCUCAGUCUCUUGGGCUCCUGCGAUGGCACCCGGUGCUCUAAUCACUGCAGGACCUUCUGGCCAGUAUGAAUAUGUUCAGAAACUCACGUCUGGUGGCUGCGACAACACGGUCAAGGUGUGGAAGCUCACCAACGGAAGCUGGAGGAUGGAUUGUUUCCCCGCACUGCAGAUGCACAAGGACUGGGUGAGAGAUGUUGCGUGGGCGCCAAAUCUUGGCCUCCCAAAGUCCACCAUCGCAAGCGCCUCUCAGGAUGGAACAGUGGUUAUCUGGACAUCAGCGAAAGAAGGUGAGCAGUGGGAAGGUCGGACCCUGUAUGAUUUCAGAACCCCUGUGUGGAGGCUGUCGUGGUCGCUUACCGGGAAUAUACUGGCAGUGUCUGAUGGCAACAACAAUGUGACCCUGUGGAAGGAAGCUGUGGAUGGUGAAUGGCAGCAAGUUACUACUGUUGAGCCAUAGAUUUCUUGAACUCUUCCUCUUAUAUUAUUGCAAUAAUGUAGUUUUCCUGUAAAUUGAGUCUAUGGUUGUUCACAGUAGCAGUUAGCAAGGCACAGACAUGGUGUGAGAGAUGGUUUUGGCUCGGACCAAAGUGAUAAAUUGACUUCUUAUCUGGAUCA